Messenger RNA from Oncorhynchus masou masou (cherry salmon), 4499 nucleotides. RefSeq names its product zinc finger protein 271-like. Gene Ontology annotation, biological process: regulation of transcription by RNA polymerase II. The coding region runs from base 344 to 3649 and encodes 1101 amino acids. Lineage: Eukaryota; Metazoa; Chordata; Actinopteri; Salmoniformes; Salmonidae. The transcript is spliced from 3 exons. The record is from RefSeq and is a predicted model, not a curated record. Gene Ontology annotation, molecular function: DNA-binding transcription factor activity, RNA polymerase II-specific; RNA polymerase II cis-regulatory region sequence-specific DNA binding.
CUUUGUUUCUUUUCUCCUCGAACGUGAACAGGGCGCGUUUGAAAAGCUAGCUAGCCAAUAUUACACUGCUAAAUACAGGGAAAUAUUUUUUCUUAAAUCGAGCUGGUGACCAUACAAGAUCUGGUGUUAUGAGACUCCAGUUCUAGAAGACUUGUGAAUAAACACAGCCCACUUGGCACACACUGAUUGAAUCGGAGUUGUUUUCACAUCAUUUUCAUUCAAUUACUUUGAACCAACAUGGAAUAGACAUCUGUGCCCAGCGGGAGGACACCUCAAACUUGUGACAGCUCCAUUCAAAAACUUGCUGUUUUUUACCAAGAAACAUUCUAACUCGACAGACAAUAUGAGUCAAAAGAAGGGAACAUUGAUGGAUGAAAUCGAAAAGAGUUUAUGGAAUUUAACUGAGGACAAUUUACGCUCCCUUUGUGAACGUUAUGGCCGAGAUGCAUCCGAAGUUAAAGGAAUCGAUCACCGCUCGUUGCGGCGUAAAAUCAUGGAGGAAAUGUGGGACAAUACGGAUUCAAUGAAAUCAGAGGAGCAGGGACUAUCUUGGUUAGUUCAACUGAAAGAGGACAUCAGAAGGAUGCUGGAGGAUGCUAGUGGUGCACCCGUGAGUCCCAGCAAAGCCGAUGAAGAUGAUCCUGUAGACUGCGAUGAAGGAUGGAAUGGAGAGGGUGGGGCUGGGUUACCUAGUAACAGGUUGGAGGUGGAGCCCAUGAGUCCCAGCCAAUCUGAUGAUAAUGACGCUGCAGACUGUGACGCAGGGGACACGGAUUGGUUGCCUAGCAAUAGGCUGGAGGCAGAGUCCACGAGUCCCAGCCAGUCCGGUGAUUGUGAUGCUGCAGGCUGCGAUGAAGAAUUGGACAUGGAGGUCAGGGAUUGGUUGCCUAGCAAUGGGCUGGAGGUGGAGUUAUCUCCAGAGCAGAAGGUGAAUAUUUAUUUUCCCAGUCAGAAAGACAAGCGACACCCACCGAAGACCCUGUGUCGUGCCUCUCCCGGUACCGCCUUAAUUUGGGGUCUGAAGAGGGUGUCUGUGCAGCUGAUGGACUGCAGGAAAACACCAGGGCAGAAAACCUCCAAGAAAACCCACUCCUGUGCUCAGUGUGGGAAGAGUCUUGCCACAAAAGAUAUUCUGGAGCGACAUCUGCUAACUCACACUGGAGAGAAACAGAAAAAUAUAUGCGCUGAAUGUGGAAAAGUAUUCAGUACAUUUUCCAGCCUUACCAGGCAUCUGAAAACUCACACUGGAGAGAAACGUCAUGUUUCUGAAACCACAUGCUCUGAAUGCGGAAAGACAUUCAGUACACAUUCCAGUCUUAGGAGACAUCUGCUAACUCACACUGGAGAGAAACCGUAUGUUUGCCCUCGUUGUAAGAAAGGUUUCAAUGAUCCAGGAAACUUGAAGAAACACAUCAGGAGAGCUCACCCAGGAGAUAAGUUGGGUGUGGAGAGGCUCUACCGUGAACCGUGUCCUCACUGUGGGGAUAAAUUUCCCACAAAGAAGGCUUUGGAGGAGCACCUGGUAACCCACACAGGAGAGAAACCUCACCAGUGCUCUGACUGCAGGAAGGGAUUCAAGGAAUUGUCUAGUCUUAAGAGGCAUCUGAGAACUCAUACUGGGGAGAAACCAUACAUUUGCCCUCAUUGUGGCAAGCCUUUUAAUGAUCCAGGAAACUUGAAGAAACACAUGAAAAGAACUCACUCCGGAGAACAUUCCAAAGAGAAACCUUCUAAGAACAAUGUUGGUUCUUCAGAACAGGAGGAGACCGUAAAGAAGCCAGUCUUUCAUCCAUGUUCUCACUGUGGGAAGAAGUUGUCAACCAAGACAAGACUAAACAUUCACCUGAAGACCCACACUGUAGAGAAAUCUCACAUCUGCCCCGACUGUGGGAAGAGCUUUGCUUUCCGUCCCUCCUUGACCAAACAUCAGAAACUUAGUCAUUCAGAGCACGGAGGAGUGAAACGGCACGAAUGUUCAGUGUGUGGUAAAGUCUUUAAUCAACCAGGAGCCUUGAGGUCCCAUCAAAGAACCCACACUGGAGAGAAACCUCACCUCUGUGCUGACUGUGGGAAGAGUUUCUCUUUUCAGUCAUCUCUGAAAAGACAUCAGGCACUCCACGCAGCAGGUAGUGCGAAGCCCCACAUGUGCUCUGUCUGUGGGAAAGGCUUUAGAGAUUCUGGAUACUUAAUAAAACAUCAAGCCAUCCAUUCAGAAGAGAAACCUCACCUCUGUUCUGAUUGUGGAAAGACUUUUGCAUCCUUAUUUACCUUAACAAAUCAUUCCAAAUUGCAUCGUUUAAACAGAGACCAAUUCCAAUGCCCUGAAUGCAAGCGCCAUUUCCCAACAAAGGAAAGGCUGACAAGCCACCAGAGAACGCAUACCGGGGAGAAACCAUUUCGCUGCUCCCAAUGCCACAAACGCUUCUCUCACUCAAGUAGUUAUCAAAGGCACCUUCGUAUGCACACUGGGGAGAAACCCUUCAUUUGCCCCCUUUGCGGGAAGCAAUUUAACGACUCUUCGAAUCUUAGAACACAUAUUAGAAGACAUAAAGGAGAGAAGGUAGGCAAGACACAGGUCUCUGAGCCAUGCCCUCACUGUGGGAAGAGGCUGGCUUCUAAGGCAGGGUUAGAGACUCACCUGCGGACCCACACUGGAGAGAAACCUCACCUCUGCGCCGACUGCGGCAAGAGCUUUGGCUUCCACUCAGCUUUGAGAAGACAUCAGAAAACGCAGCACAGAGAGCAAGUAGCGAAGCCACACGUCUGCUCUGUCUGUGGAAAAGGUUUCAUGGAAUCUGGAGCGCUGAAGAAACAUGUGGUGACCCACGAGGAGAAACAGCACCUCUGCCCCGACUGCGGGAAGACCUUCAGGGUGGUUCAGGCCUUGUCAAAUCAUCAGAGAACCAAGCAUCAAAAAACGAACAAGGAAGAAAGAGAGAAGAAUCCGUUCCUGUGCCUUACUUGCGGCCAGGAAUUCAAUUCAAAGCAUAGAUUGGUAAUCCACGAGCGAAAGCACACAGGAGAGAAGCCUUACCAAUGCUCCCAUUGCGACAAACGCUUCACUGAGAAGUCAUACAUGAAACGUCACCAGACGGUGCACACGGGAGAGAAACCAUUCCAAUGCUCCGUCUGCGACAUGAAGUUCUCGCAUGGUGCAUCUUUAAUACGGCACCGCCUAAUACACUCGGGUGAGAAACCGUACCGCUGCACUUACUGCGACAAGAGUUUCUCUCAGUCAAAUACCCUGAAAACACACAUACUAACGCACACCGGAGAGAAACCGUACCAGUGCCCAGACUGCGGGAAGCGUUUCACUGAAAAGAAAGCCAUGAAGAAACACCAGCGCAACACACACGGAACAGAGACACACAGCAAUACACACGGGUCAGGGGCACACAACUCUGCUUUCUCUUUGCCUGGUAAAAAACAGAGAUUGAGUCAAGACCAGAGCCCUCGAGCAAAGCCGUACCAAUGCCCUGACUGUGGCAAGUGUUUCUCAGAGAAAAGAGCUCUUACGAAACACCAGAAGACACACCGGAGAGACAGCACCCCCUAUUGGUCCGGUAUACUGCAGCGAUGGAGUGAAGACCCGCAACACACUAAUACUGACUCAGACUCUGACCAAGACCAAGACUGGACCUCUUUGUAAAGACUCAGACAGGACCUCUUUAUAAAGACUCAGACCGGACCUCUGUAUAAAGACUCAGACCGGACCUCUGUAUAAAGACUCAGACCGGACCUCUGUAUAAAGACUCAGACAGGACCUCUUUAUAAAGACUCAGACCGGACCUCUGUAUAAAGACUCAGACAGGACCUCUUUAUAAAGACUCAGACCGGACCUCUUUAUAAAGACUCAGACAGGACCUCUUUGUAAAGACUCAGACAGGACCUCUUUAUAAAGACUCAGACCGGACCUCUGUAUAAAGACUCAGACAGGACCUCUUUGUAAAGACUCAGACAGGACCUCUUUAUAAAGACUCAGACCAAGACAGGAGAGACUCAGACCUCUUUAUAAAGACUCAGACAGGGCCUCAGUAUUGACCCCCAGUCAGAUGAGCCCAGGACCUCGUUUAAACAGGGCAGAUGGGAUUGUGUUGUCUUGUUUUGGCCAGCAGUUCUUCAGGCUUUUCCCCUUCUUCACACUGUCAACCUUCAGUAUGUCAAUUCUGCUUUAAUUAAAGCAAUUUUUGUUUCGUUGCGUGUUGUAUUGAGACUUUUCUCAAUUAUAUAACAUGAUAUAUAUAUAUAUUUAUUUUUUUAAAGAGUGUAAUUGCACCAAGAGCAUGAGAAGAUCAUUCUUUCAACCAAAGAUCAUUUGGUUGAAAACACCAAGAUGAGAUCAACACUCCAUCUUCGGUAUAAACAAGCUGAGGGAUGGGAAUGGGGGGAAAAACAACCCCAAAUUCAUAGACAUGGCAACAGAAAGCUGAGGGAUGGGAAUGGGGGGAAAACAACCUCAAAUUCAUAGACAUGGCAACAGAACGCUAAGGGAUGGGAAU